AUGAGGAAGACUUUACUACUCGUCUUUAUUCACGGUUUCAAGGGCGGCGAUGAUACUUUUGGCACGUUCCCUGAGUAUUUGCGCGUUUUCGCAAGCAGAGCACUUCCUGCGGUCGAGGUCGCCACUGCUGUCUACCCCAAGUAUGAGACUAAAGGUGACUUGAAAGAGUGCGUGGCAAGAUUGCGAGAUUGGUUACAAGAUACUGUGAUUGAUCUUGAAGUAGCCAGCCAUACGGCAUCACCCACCGUUGAUCCCUCGGUCCAUGUCGUUCUGAUCGGUCACUCAAUGGGAGGAAUAGUAGGAGCAGAUGUUCUCCUUUUGCUAGCAGCGGAACAACCAAUUCCUCGAAAUACGCAGCCAGGGUUAAAUGGCAUCGAAUCUAUCGUGGAACCGGGUACUUUCAUGUUCCCUCAUAUACAAGGAGUGCUUGCAUUUGAUACCCCAUUCUUGGGCAUAGCGCCAGGAGUUCUGUCAUAUGGCGCAGAAGGACACUAUCGUACUGCUGCAACCGCCUACAAUACCUUCUCCGAGGUAGCAGGUCUGUUCGGUUACGGUGGGAACAAUGCAUCAAACCAGGGGACCACCCAUGCAUCCCCGAAAGAGUCCCCCAAAAUGUCGCCUUCCACACCCGACGCCGCCGCGACACCUUCCUGGCAACGAUGGGGUAAAUAUGCCAUGUUCGCUGGCGCGGCUGGUGCUGUUGCCGCUGGCGGCGCAGCCUUAUAUACGCAACGCCAGAAGCUCACUGACGGGUUUGGAUGGGUAUCAUCGCACCUCGAGUUUGUUGGUUGUCUCGCGCGCACGUCGGAAUUGCACGAGCGUCUCCUGCGAUUGUCAAGUCUCAAGGAGGAACGUGGCAUCGGAUGUGUGAACUUCUACACAUGCCUCGGAAAAAAUGCGACUAGUCUUGUGGAAAAAACAUCAGCAAACAAAACAUCCUUCAGCCAGAAAAUCAUUAGGUCGAGGAACAGGACCUUCUGUUCAUUGCCAGCAGAGGUGGAACGUGGCGAGGGAUCUCAAAGUCCAGGACUUUUGUGGACCAGGGCAGUUAAUGACCAGGCUACUGACGAAACAAACGCACAUAUUACCAUGUUUCUGUCCAAAGAGAAUCCUGCAUUUUUUGAAAUGCUCAGGGAAGCGUGUGCGGUCUUGGUCAAGUCGAUAGACAAAGGCUGGUAUGAUUCGUCCACCGAACCGCCCAAGAAAGACGAUAUCAAGCAACCACAUGCAACAGAGGGCACAAAAACCAAAACAGACGGGGACUUCAUGGAUGGCGAUGACGUUGUUGUCGUUGACUGA
This is a messenger RNA of Penicillium roqueforti, 1299 nucleotides long. RefSeq names its product esterase/lipase family protein. The coding region runs from base 1 to 1299 and encodes 432 amino acids. The record is from RefSeq and is a predicted model, not a curated record. The transcript has 3 exons. NCBI's taxonomy places the organism in Eukaryota, Fungi, Ascomycota, Eurotiomycetes, Eurotiales, Aspergillaceae.